Molecule: messenger RNA, 1799 nt
Organism: Eupeodes corollae
Lineage: Eukaryota; Metazoa; Arthropoda; Insecta; Diptera; Syrphidae
Product: beta-chimaerin-like
Exons: 3
Coding region: 180-1535 (451 amino acids)
Biological process (GO): signal transduction; regulation of GTPase activity
Molecular function (GO): GTPase activator activity
Source: RefSeq, a predicted model, not a curated record
AUGUUUGAAAUAUUUGUAUGACAAACGCAAUGAAAGAGGAAAUGAAAAUGAUGUUCGACUGAGAACCAGAAGUGGAUUUUCUGUUCUGGAAUUUUACAACUUAAAGAGAUUAAAUUACUUUCGAUGUUAAUGAUAAAAUAACAAAUCGAAUAGAAUAAUGGUAUAAGCCUUAUUGUGAAAUGUCUUUCAACCAAAAGUUUCCAGAAACGAGCUCUUCCAUGGUUUGGAAGCCAGAGCUUUACAAAAUUCAACUCGAAGCUCCCACUCCAAAACCUCUGCUGAGAACACGGGACCCACAAAGCACUCCCCAUUUCUAUGGUCAUGAAUAUCAUGGAUUAAUGGGACACCAGGAAGUUGAAAAGCUAUUAGCAAACAGCUGCGAUGGAACUUAUCUAAUAAGAAAAAGCCCCAAAGCAGAAGAUUACUAUACUCUCAGUGUGAGAUUUAACAAUAAGACAAAACACUAUAAGGUUUACCAUAAGCCUGGAAAGGGUCAUUAUCUGCAAGAAACUUCCAAAAGUUAUGACACCAUAGACGACCUGGUCGCCGAUGGCUUAGUGAAUUUUUACAUGGCGUUGCAUGCAGCUCCAAUAAUCCAGGGCAUGAUGCAACAGACCAAGCACUGCUAUAACAAUAGUCCUUAUAUGACAUUGAAUCGUAGGAAACUGAGGGCACUCUCGAACGACAUUCGAAAUUCCAUGAAAGAGAAAGUGUCCGCAGAGGCGAUAUCGGAAAAAGUAGCUUUCGAAGCGGAUGUGUUGCCAGUUGUUUAUGAAAAAAGUCACAAAUUCAAGAUUCACACUUUUAAGGGUCUUAAUUGGUGCGAGUUUUGUGCGAAUUUCCUUUGGGGAUUCACUGCGCAGGGCGUCAAAUGUGAAGAUUGUGGAUUUAUGGCUCAUAACAAAUGCUCUGAGCUUGUACCCGCUAAGUGUGUCCCCGAUCUGAAGAGGAUCAGGGGUGUCUUUGGGACAGAUUUGACAACUUUGGUAACGGCACAUGUGUGCACGAUUCCCUUUGUUAUACGGAGAUGUGUUGAAGAAGUCGAAUGUCGAGGUAUGUUGCAAGAAGGAAUUUACCGAGUUUCGGGAUUUGCAGAUGAAAUCGAAGCCCUUAAAUUGGCUCUAGAUCGCGAUGGGGAGAAAACUGAUAUGUCAGAGAUGGCGUACGGAAACAUAAAUGUUAUCGCUGGGACACUUAAGUUGUACUUGAGAUUACUGCCGGUGCCAUUGAUAACAUACCGGUCGUAUCCUGCUUUUAUGAGGUCAGCACGAAUCGUUGAUUUAUUGGAACAGAUACAAAUGAUGAAAGAGGCUGUCAAGGAACUUCCACCGGCCCAUUACAAUUGCUUAAAGUUCAUGGCUGAGCAUUUAAAAAGAGUUGCUUCUCAUUAUGCUGUCAACAAAAUGAACGAGCACAAUCUUGCAACAGUUUUUGCACCGACAUUAAUUGCUACUCCACAACACAUGACCAAUUUAUCGGAGGAGAUAUUUAUGCUCUCCGCAUUGAUAACCCACUGCCAGGCAAUUUUUAUUUAAAAUGUAAUAAUAAAAUAAUAUAUAACAGUUUUUAUACACUGAAUCUCAUUGAAUUUAUUAGGAUUAAGCACACAUUCAUACAUAUAUACAUACAUACAUACCUAAUAGGUAAACAUUAUUGGAAAAAAUGUAUUUUUGGAGAUUUGUAUAAAAUUUUUCAUCAUAGAUUUCUUAACCUAGAUUAAAAAACAAAAAUGAUAAAAUCAUUCUUAUAAUAAAUGUUGUUAUUGUGUUUUGGAAAUAUACGAAACUUGGUCGGUUGCA